Molecule: messenger RNA, 3505 nt
Organism: Heteronotia binoei (common prickly gecko)
Lineage: Eukaryota; Metazoa; Chordata; Lepidosauria; Squamata; Gekkonidae
Gene: YTHDF1
Product: YTH N6-methyladenosine RNA binding protein F1
Exons: 6
Coding region: 109-1857 (582 amino acids)
Biological process (GO): mRNA destabilization
Cellular component (GO): cytoplasm
Molecular function (GO): N6-methyladenosine-containing RNA reader activity; mRNA binding
Source: RefSeq, a predicted model, not a curated record
CUCCACAUCUCCCCCCACCCACCCCGCCUGUGCCCUCGUGCCUGGCCACGCCCCCUUCCUCCCCUCCCCUCCCCCACCUCUUCCUUCUCCUAACAGGCCGCAUGAGAGAUGUCUGCCGCCAGCGUUGACCCCCAGAGACCGAAAGGACAAGAUAAUAAAGUGCAAAAUGGAUCACUUCAUCAGAAGGAUACAGUUCACGACAACGAUUUUGAGCCUUACCUUUCUGGACAGUCAAAUCAGAACAACAGCUACCCAUCAAUGACAGAUCCUUACUUGUCCAGUUAUUACCCGCCUUCUAUUGGCUUUCCCUACUCUCUCAGUGAAGCGCCGUGGUCAACUGGAGGAGACCCUCCAAUCCCAUACCUCACUACCUAUGGACAGCUCAGUAAUGGCGACCAUCACUUCAUGCACGAUGCUGUUUUUGGACAGCCCGGGGGACUGGGGAACAACAUCUACCAACACAGGUUUAAUUUUUUCCCUGAGAACCCAGCUUUCUCCGCUUGGGGGACAAGCGGGUCCCAAGGGCAGCAGACUCAAAACUCGGCAUAUGGGAGCAGUUACAGCUACCCACCCAGCUCUCUGGGCGGGACAAUCGUCGAUGGCCAGACAGGAUUCCACAACGAUACUUUAAAUAAAGCUCCUGGGAUGAACAGCAUCGAACAGGGAAUGGUCGGGCUGAAGAUCGGCGGGGAUGUCACAGCCUCCGCUGUGAAAACAGUAGGCUCCGUGGUCAACAGCGCCGGGAUGACAGGCGCUUUAUCUGGCAACGGGGGCUCAAGUAUAAACUUGCCAGUGUCAAAGCCAACCUCUUGGGCUGCUAUUGCCAGCAAACCUGCAAAACCUCAACCCAAGAUGAAAACAAAAAGCGGGCCUGUAAUAGGAGGAGCUUUGCCUCCUCCGCCCAUCAAACACAAUAUGGAUAUAGGCACUUGGGACAACAAAGGUCCCGUGGCCAAAGUCCCAACUCCCCAGCAGAUCCCGUCUCCUCAGUCGGUCCCGCAGCCGCAGAUCAUUCAGCCUAUUCCUGCCCAGCCGCCUCCGCUGACCCAGCUGCCGUAUCAGAACCCUCAGCCGCCACCCCCUCAAAAUCGGUGGGUGGCGCCCCGCAACAGAAACGCAGCUUUUGGCCAAAGCGGAGGGACGGGCAACGAGAGCAACUCGCCUGGGAGUAUUCCAGCGAACUCUAUCCCUGGUGGCGAGUCCCACCCCGUUCUCGAAAAGCUGAAAGCUGCUCACAGUUACAACCCUAAGGAUUUUGAGUGGAACCUUAAAAAUGGACGCGUGUUCAUCAUCAAGAGUUACUCGGAGGACGACAUCCACCGCUCCAUCAAGUACUCCAUUUGGUGUAGCACAGAGCACGGGAACAAGCGGCUGGACAGUGCUUUCCGCUCCAUGAAUAGCAAAGGCCCCGUAUACUUGCUCUUCAGUGUCAACGGCAGCGGACAUUUCUGCGGAGUGGCAGAAAUGAAGUCUCCGGUGGACUACGGUACCAGCGCUGGUGUCUGGUCUCAGGACAAGUGGAAGGGGAAGUUCGACGUCAAGUGGAUCUUUGUGAAGGACGUGCCCAACAACCAGCUGCGACACAUCAGGCUGGAGAACAAUGACAACAAGCCAGUUACAAACUCCCGCGACACUCAGGAGGUGCCCUUAGAAAAAGCAAAACAAGUGCUUAAAAUUAUUGCGACGUACAAGCACACAACCUCCAUCUUUGAUGACUUUUCUCAUUAUGAAAAGCGCCAGGAAGAGGAGGAGGUAGUGCGGAAGAUUGAAGACAGGUCUUCAGCUAACUCCAGUUCUGAUGUCCAAAUGUGGUUGCCUUCACUGACUGAGGAACGUCAGAACCGAAGUAAACAAUAAGAAUAGACAUAUAUAGCUUGAGAUAUAUAUAUGUGUAUAUAUAUCUGAUAUUAAAAUCUGAUUAUGAAAAAUUGAAUCUUUUUAAAAAGAAGAGUACUCUGGUACCAUAUUCUGGCAUCAGAAGACUGAAAAGCUUUCAGCUCCAAUAUCUUUUUGUGUGUGUGUGCGUGUGCAGGGGAGAGUCAAUGGUCGCAUCUUUAAGUACAUUGUAAUUUUUUUUGUUUUGUUUUUUGCCCAGGUGAAUAUGCGUUGAUUUGUAUCUUUUCUAUGUAAAAAUGCUGUAGAAUCCCUGAAUAAAGGUGUUACCUGUUUUUCUUUUUUUUUUUAAAGAAAAAAAAAAGAAUUUUAAGUUGGUUAAACAGUCUCAUCUAAUACAUGAUUAUAAUUCAGUAUUUUGAAAAUACGAGUAUCUCCCAAAGACUUCAGCACAAAUUAUGUUUACUAAUCUGGAAAUUCACUUUAAUUUUGUAUCUGUGUCCUGUAUAUCCUCUUGUCUCACCAUUCCCACAGUUGUUUUGAUUUUUUGUGGUAUAAAAAACACUUCUGAAACUUUCAUUUUAAGCUCAUUUAUAGGGAAACCCCAAGCACCUCUUAAAAUUUUGACACCAGCACCACAAGUUCAGGUUGAGUUUACCUUUUUCCUCUGUUCCAUUGAUGAUUUUGUUUAAAUGCUGAAAGUACCCCUUUUGGCUGUUCUGUAGAAAAACAUAAAUUCACAGGGCCCUUUCUUGUGCAAGCUGCAUACAUGAAAAUUGCUAGAACGCACAAUUGUGCUCUUGCCUGACUCUCAGUCAUCUCAGUGGGACUUUUCAUGUGAAAUGUUCCCCAUGGGUUGUGGCCUUAACAGCAUUUGAAAAUAGGGUUUUUUUCCUUUCGUAUUUGGUGAACUGGUGCUCUUAUAGGGGCAUCUGCUCUGUAUCAUACUGCAAAAGGCAAGAAACUUUUCUUUUUCUGUUCUCCCAUCGUCUCGUUUUCUUCGUGGCUUUUAUUGAUUAAAUUAUGUCGACAUUGCAAGGGGCUUGUUGCAAUGUGAGGGUUUUGUGAGGCUGGUUUUCAGCUUUCUGUUAAAUCCCUCCCCCCUCCCUUUUCACUUCUCAAAAAUGCCAUUUAAAAUUUUAUACCAAUAAUGGUGAGCUUUAAUAUAGAAUCUUAGUACAGACACACAUGAUGGAUUAUGCUUCAGAUGUUUAAAGUUGACGGUGUGUGUAAUUUUUCUUUUUCUGUUGGAUGAGUAAAAAAAAAAAAAAAGCCUACCGUUUUAAGAAAUGGGAUUUGCUGUCAUGUUUUUGUGGAAUGAGGGAGCUGUUUUGAAGAACCAGCCACCAAUCGGAGUUUUCAAAAAUUAAGCAUGAAUUCUUUGGUGCUCAUGCCUGUCUCUCUAGCACACUGAAGUCUGCACGUGUAUCGUAGAGGAUCUUUUACUUAUUCUUAGAAAGCAAAUAUCUUCUGAAAACAUAUUUACUCAAAAAAAAAGGACCUCCAAUUUAAAUGAAAUUUAAGCUGUAUCAUUUAGACUUGUAUUUAGAAUAUAUAGCUUUUGUCUCUGGACUGUUACUUAUGGUGUAAGGAGUAACGGACAGCAUCAGAUUUAACUUUUUUUUUUUCCUCUAGGAGAAUACAAGCCUUAAUAAAUAAUACCUACUUAGCA